AUGAUGGAUCAGACUAGUUUGAGUUCGAAAGUGUCCAACUCUAACGUUGGCGAUGCUAAUGGUGAGCCGCAUAAUGGGGGUGAGCAGGGGACGCUGCUGGAUAGGGAGGAGAUAAAGAGGAUCAUGGACUCGGACGUGGCCAUCAAUGCUUUAUUGGCGAUUUUGAAACAGUCUCUGUUAACUUGUGAGGAAUUCACCAAGUAUGUCAAGAAGAAAUACAUGUUUGAACAAGAAAACGUGGAGGAGUUGUCGAAGCAAUACAAACAUUUUUUCACGUCUACUUCGAACACUAGUCCCAGUUUAAGACGGUGUAUGAGACAGAUUUUACAGUUCGAUGGGAAGCUAGCGAAUGUCAAACAAAGUUAUGUCACCGCACUGAUCAAGAUGUACGAGGAACUGAGUUCCCUUCUGUUGACAAUGACAAAGAUGAGAAAAUCUAUUAAGGAGAAGAGUAGGAGGUUGGAGAAGGAAGUGAGCGACGCUAUCCAUGUGUCAGAAAAAGCUCAAAUGCGUUACAAUUCAUUAUGUCAAGACUGGGACAAAUUAAGAAUGACAGACCCAACGAAAACAAAACUGACUUUACGAGGCUCGAAGACAACUAAAGAACAAGAAGAAGAUCUCACUCGAAAAAUCGACGCUGCUGAUAUUGAGUAUAAGCAAAGAGUCGAUCAUUCCACCUCUUUAAGAACUGUGUUUCUGAAUAAAGAAAGACCACAGAUUGUUUCGGAAUUAAGAGAUUUGAUUUUGGAAAUCGAUACAGCAAUGACUAUUCAACUACAAAAAUAUUGUAUAUGGACUGAGAAUUUAGCACUGAAUGUUGGUGUCACAGUUUUACCUUUAGAUCCAAAACAUUCGAUGAAAUCAAUUGUACUAAAUGUUACCAAUGAAAAAGAUUUAUAUAACUACCUGAACAAAUACAAUCAAAAUGGGAAGGAGUCUUUACUUUCAAAUAAGAGUUUGGUGCCCGUACCUUACAAGAAACACCCGUCGAUGGUGAAAGAUAAAUUAGUCAGUCCUCAUGGAAAUUCAACUUUCUCAGUCAAUAACCAAAGAAAUCUAAACCCAAUAAAUACCAAUAGUAAAGAUACUGGAGGUUUUUCUUCACCUAAUACUACUGUGGUGGCUAGCGGAAAUUCUGCUUCAAAAACAUCGUUAAGCAGUUCUACAUACAUUCCAACGUCUAGUGUAUAUUCACCAAAUGACAACAAUAACAAAUACUUGAGUCAAGGUACAUCAGAUAGUGCAACAGAUUCACCACAUGUCUCAGGUUUAGGUAUACAAGUGGCGUCAUAUGCUGGAGCUGCCACGGCCGCGGUAGUAGGCCUUUCGGGUUCCAAUAACACUAACAAUAACUUAAAUACGCUCCCAUCGAAGAAAUAUUACGGCAAUGACGGUAAUGAGGGUGCGAUGCGCACGUCUAGUUUUGCAACUGGAAGUUCAGCCUACACAGAUGAUUCUGGUAGACCGAUUUCACAUAUACAGCAUGAAAAUGUGAUACCUGCAGGCAUUCAAAAUAAUUUCAAAACCUUUGGUAUUCCAUUGGAAAAGUUACUAGAAUACGAACAAGAUUCUGUCCCAACCAUUGUCAAGCAGUGUGUUUAUGUCAUAGAUACAUAUGGUCUACAAGUUGAAGGUAUAUAUAGAAAAUCUGCAAAUGUACUUGAUGUGGGGAAAUUGAAAGAUGAAAUAGAUAAAGAUCCUUCAAAUAUAUCAAUGAUCUUACCUCCAAAGGAUUACACAGAUUCUGAUCUAUUUGUUGUAAGUUCACUGCUUAAAGCAUUUUUUUCAGCUUUACCAGAGACAUUAAUCCCCUCUUCUUGUGUACCUGAAUUAAAAGUGUGUUUAUCGAUAGAAGACUUGGAAACAAGAAAGAAUUAUAUGCAUGGGUUAAUCUAUAAAUUUCCCGAUGCCCAAUAUUGGACUCUUAGAACUCUGAUAUUCCAUCUAAAACGAGUUAUGGCUAAUGAAGCCCAUAAUAGAAUGAAUUUGAAAGGUUUGAGUAUUAUAUGGGGGCCUACCAUUGUUCCUCAGAAUGAUGAAGAUAUUAAUGAUAUUAACUUCCAAAUUGGAACAAUGGAAAUAAUAUUUGCAGUAGCUGACCAAGCCUUUGAAUCAGAGGAAUGA
Messenger RNA from Tetrapisispora phaffii CBS 4417, 2124 nucleotides. RefSeq lists its product as uncharacterized. Gene Ontology annotation, cellular component: cytoplasm. The transcript has a single exon. Lineage: Eukaryota; Fungi; Ascomycota; Saccharomycetes; Saccharomycetales; Saccharomycetaceae. The record is from RefSeq and is a predicted model, not a curated record. Gene Ontology annotation, biological process: signal transduction; regulation of GTPase activity. Bases 1 to 2124 code for a protein of 707 amino acids.